This is a messenger RNA of Acanthamoeba castellanii str. Neff, 1620 nucleotides long. RefSeq names its product amidase domain containing protein. The coding region runs from base 1 to 1620 and encodes 539 amino acids. The transcript has 14 exons. The record is from RefSeq and is a predicted model, not a curated record. NCBI's taxonomy places the organism in Eukaryota, Discosea, Longamoebia, Acanthamoebidae.
AUGGGAGUGCGCACCUUCAUCUGCGUGGGGCUGGUGGCGGUCUACUUUUACACGGGCACGUUGGGCCUGCUCGUAGGCAUGCUUGUCUGGUUCGGUGCCUCGUUUGCCCUCACUCGCCUCCGGUCGGCCAGAGCCGACGCGGUGGAGGUGGACAUCGUGGCGGAGCCGCUGCUGGGCCAUUCGGCGACGGAACUGGCUGCCAUGGUGCGCCGGGGCGAAGUCACCUCCGUCCAGUUGGUGGAGACCUUCAUCAAGCAGAUCGAGAAGGUCAACCCCAAGCUGAACGCCAUGGUGGCCACCCGCUUUGAAGAGGCGCGAGAGGAGGCCAGGAGAGCCGACGAGAUCACGCAGCAAACGGCCGACAAAGCAGCCCUUCCGCCGCUGCACGGCGUUCCCUGCUCGGUCAAGGAAGCCAUGGAGCUCACAGGAAUGCCGCAAUGCUCGGGUCUUCUCUCACGCCGGCAUCGCAAGUCCACUAAGGAUGCCACCGUCGUACAGCGCCUCCGCAAGGCUGGCGCGAUCCCGCUCGGCGUGACGAACGUUUCCGAGGUGUGCAUGUGGAUGGAGAGCGCCAACAAGGUCUACGGCCGCUCCAACAAUGCCUACAACACCAACCACACCGUGGGCGGCAGCUCCGGUGGCGAAGGAUGCAUCGUGUCGGCUGCGGGAGCUGCCUUUGGCGUGGGCUCUGAUAUUGGCGGAUCGAUCAGGAUGCCUUGCUACUUCAACGGAAUCUUCGGCCACAAGCCCUCGGCUGGUCUGGUGCCCAAUACCGGACAAUACCCGAUUGCGGUCAACCAAGCUUUGCGAUAUAUGUGCACCGGGCCGAUGUGUAAGCGAGCCGAGGAUCUGUGGCCGCUGCUCAAAAUCAUGGCCGGACCCGACGGCGUCGACACCUACCAGCAGCACCUCGAACUCGGCGACCCCAGCCAAGUCGACAUCAAGUCCCUCAGGAUUCUUUGGGGCGACCCGUGCUAUAUGCUGACGUUCUCGGCCAGCGAGGAGAUCCAGCGCGCGCAACGGGCCUGCGUGGAGCACCUCGGCUCGCUGGGCGCCAAGGACGUCCAGAAGAUCGACAUGUCGGAGUUCAAGGAGGGCAUGGAUGUGUGGUCCUCUCUCAUGGCCGCCGCCGGUGGUCCCACCUUCAGCGAACUGCUGGGCAACGGCAAACCCAUUCGCUCCUCCCUCGAGCUGCUCAAGUGGAUCGUGGACGUGGGCUCGGAGUACACGCUGCCGGCGAUCGGCCUCGCGCUGCUCGAGGCGCUGCCGCGUCUGAUGCCCGAACGCGCCAAGCGCAGCGUGGAGAACGGCGACGUGCUCAAGGCGCGGCUCGAGGAGCUUCUGGGUGAUGACGGCGUGCUCAUCCUCCCCACCUACCCCACCACGGCGCCGGCCCACGGGAUGGCCAUCCUCCCGCCCACCAACUGGGUGAACACGGCCAUGUGGAACGUGAUGGAGGUGCCGGUGACGGCGGUGCCGCUCGGCCUCGACUCGAAGGGGUUGCCCAUGGGCGUGCAAGUGAUAGGGAAGCACGGCAACGAUCACGUCACCAUCGCCGUGGCCAUGAUGCUCGAACGGCGCUUUGGCGGUUGGGUUCCGCCUCGCCCACGCCACUCCUAG